Messenger RNA from Euleptes europaea (tarantolino), 3771 nucleotides. RefSeq names its product RPGRIP1 like (gene RPGRIP1L). Bases 1 to 3771 code for a protein of 1256 amino acids. The record is from RefSeq and is a predicted model, not a curated record. Gene Ontology annotation, molecular function: thromboxane A2 receptor binding. Lineage: Eukaryota; Metazoa; Chordata; Lepidosauria; Squamata; Sphaerodactylidae. Gene Ontology annotation, biological process: non-motile cilium assembly; retinal rod cell development. Gene Ontology annotation, cellular component: photoreceptor connecting cilium. The transcript is spliced from 25 exons.
AUGUCUGCCACAGCCGAUGAAACUGCAGAGGACCAGCCGGUGAAGGACGUGGGUCUCAAUCGCCCUGCAAACCUCCAAGAGUCCUCAAUGGUCCAAAAUGCGAAGGCUCGGCAGGCCGUGUCUCGAAUCAGCCGGGAGGAGCUGGAGGACCGAUACCUUCGCUUGCACGACGAGAAUCUUUUGCUGAAGCAGCAUGGGCGUAAACAAGAGGAUAAAAUUAAAAGAAUGGCCACCAAGCUAAUCCGGCUGGUUAACGACAAGAAAAGAGCCGAGCAGAUUGGUGGCGGCCCCAAGCGGCUGGGCCAGGACGUGGAGAUGGAGGAAAUGAUCGAGGAGCUGCACGAAAAGGUGCGGGACCUGGAGAAGCAGAAUGACGGCCUCCGCAACCGGCUCAUCUCCACCAAGCAGCAGCUGCAGUUGCAGGGGCACCGGCAGCCCCCCUACGGUUACGUCCAGGCCCGCGUCAACACCGGCCUCAGGAAGGCCAACGAGGGCGCCGGAGUCCAGGAGCGCGCCAAGAAAGGCAUGAGAUUGCAGGAUGUCGACAUCAGAUCUCUGAAAUCUCCCCAAGCCUUACCCCCUAGAUAUGGACAAAACUUACUCGAUGAAGCGAGAGAAGAGAUAAGGAAUCUAGAGAACGUGGUUGAAUCGCAAAGGGCGCACAAUGAGGAGUUGGAGCGGGUGGUGGAAGCACUCGGAAGUGAAAUCAGGAAGAAGGAAGAGGAGUUUGAAGAAUCUCUCCUGCAGCUGAAGGAGCAGCAAGCGACAGGUCAACGGUUAAGCAUUCGGGAAAAUGUUGAACUGAUCAGACUCAACAAACAGUUGGUGGAGAAGAGCAAUGCGUUGGCUGCAGUGGAAGAAAAAUUGCUUCAGCUUCAGGAGAAUCAAAAGAACUUCAAAGCAAGCCACGAUGCUUUAAUGGCAAACGGAGACGAGCUCAACCUGCAGCUUAAAGAAGAACGUGCAAGAUGUCUUCUCUUCGAGAAAGAAUUGCAGGCAGUGACUUUUUCAAAGCGACGAUCGGAAGAGCUGCAAGACAGAAUUAACGAUUUGGAAAAAGAGAAGGACCUUUUAAAGGAAAACUAUGAUAAGUUAUAUCAAAGCGCCUUUGGCGUGACCCACGACCAGCAGUGGAAGUUGAAGGAGCACCAGCUGAAACUGCAGAUCGCUCAGCUCGAGGCCGCCCUGAAGUCGGACUUAGCGGACAAGAAUGAGCUCCUGGACAAAGUAAAAGGGGAAAGAGACCAAAAUGAAAAGCUGGCCCAGGAGAAUAAAGAGCUGCAGCUACGCUACCUCGAACAGAAGCAACAGCUGGACGAACUGAAAAGCCGCAUGAAGUUUUUCGCCAAGGAGAGCGACAUCGAUGUGGCAGAACUCAGUGAGGCACUCAUGCUUCUGAAGGCUCGUCGGCAGCAGGCGAGCAGCGACCUCACGUUUUUAGAGAAGGUGGAUGAAGACAUACACAGAGACUUGGAACGCUCCAUGCGGGAUCUCCAAGCGACCCACGCAGAAACCAUUCAAGAGCUCGAAAAGACGCGCAAUAUGUUAAUUGUACAGCAUAAAAUUAACAAAGACUAUCAGGCAGAAGUGGAAGCAGUAACACAGAAGAUGGAGGCGUUACAGCAAGAUUAUGAGUUGAAACUGGAGCAGUACGUCCAUCUCCUUGAUGUUAGGGCUACGCGUAUCCGUAAAUUAGAAGCCCAGCUGAAGGAUAUCGCUUAUGGAACCAAGCAGUACAGAUUCCGGCCAGAGAUCAUGCCAGAUGAUCCGGUUGAUGAAUUUGAUGAAACUGCCCACUUGGAGCGGGGAGAGAACUUGUUCGAGAUUCACAUCGGCAAAGUGAUAUUUUCUGCAGAAGUCGUGAAGGCUUUCUGUGAUCAGGAACCUGCAACCUUCUGUACUUACGCGUUCUACGAUUUUGAACUGCAGACGACUCCAGUCAUCCGGGGCCUUAACCCAGCGUACAAUUUCACUUCACAAUAUCUCGUGCGGGUGGAUGACUUCUUUUUGCAGUACAUUCAGAAGAAUGCUGCCACGCUUGAGGUCCACCACGCCUACGGUGUGGACUUUGAAACGGCCGCUGCGUGCCAGCUGAGAUUCCAUGAAAUAUUGGAGAAGAACGGCAGAAUCUACGGGUCAGCCAUUUUAGUAGGAAUUGGAGGAGAUAUCCAAAACUAUGGCUCUGUGGAAUACUGGAUCAGGUUAAGGGUCCCCAUGGACCAAGCCAUCAGACUGUAUAAAGAGCGGGCGAAAGCUCUGGGAUACAUAACAACGAACCUAAAAGAGCAGCAGCCAGUUCUCUGUCCUUCCCAAGCCAACACUUCAGACAGAAACGUCAACGAACUCCACAUCACGAUAAAAUGCUGCAGCAAUCUGCAGUGCCGAAAGAGCAGCCUCCAGCCAAGCCCUUACAUCGUCUAUAAGUUCUUUGAUUUCGCGGACCAUGACACCUCCAUCAUCCCCAGCAGCAACCACCCGCAGUUUGCUGACCACGCGUGUUUCCCGGUGCCGAUGAACGCUGAUCUCGACCGCUACCUGAAAUCUGAAUCCUUGAGCCUGUACGUCUUUGAUGACGGUGAGACGGAAGAUGGGGUCUAUAUUGGAAAAGCCAAUGUCCCCUUAAUCUCCUUGGCUCACGACAGGUACAUUUCAGGCACCUUUGAACUAACAGAUUAUGAAGGCCGUUCCACUGGCACAGUGAGCGUGGAGCUAAAAUGGAAAUAUGCCUACCUCCCGCCCACCGGUUCCAUCAUGGCAGCAGAUCUCACAAAUUACAUCCAGAAUGAGAAACCAGUGAAGGGCCAAGGAGAACCUCCGGUCCUGGCCCCUACUUUCCCUUCACCAGCAACGAGGCCACAGCCUAAGCCAAGGCAGCGGGCAGCUCCAGCGGAUAAGAAAGUGUCUUUUGUAGAAGUCGAUAAACUACCAGAUCCGAGUUCCAUUCCUGAAAAGGAAAACAAAGAGGCCCGGCAGAAGACUGAAGAUGAAAAGCCGAUUGUCUCAAACAUUCCACAGGGUGUCUCCAAAACAGAAGCCGACGGCAGAGCAGGAAAAACGGCAGCGGACAUUCAAGAGGAAAGUGAGGAUCUCUCUCAGCUCUCUGAAGGACAGUUCGCUGACCAGAGCUCAGCCACUUCUGGAGAAGAAACAGAAAUUACUGAAGAACUGGAACCGGAAGAUCAAGAUGACAGAGAGGGAACGGAUGCAGUUGAAUCUGUAACAGACAGUGAUGAGUGUGUAGUUCCAAGCCCAGAGUCCCUGAGUCUCAAGCAGACUGCUGAAAAAAUCCGGAUUGAAAUCAUAUCCCUCAGUCUCGCAGAAUCCCCGAUCACGGCGGAUAGGACAAUACAGCGGCUCUUUGUGGAGGUCAAGUUCUCCAGUUUCCCGGCUGAUGAAACGCCCGUGUCGCUUCCAAAACCCAGAAGCGGGCAGUGGAUCCACUACAAUUACAGCCAUGUGAUCCGCGUGGAUGAGGCCAAUAACAAAGCAAGGCGAGAUUUCCUCAAGGCUGUGCUUCGAGGAUCCGAGCCAAGUCCUGGAAGCAUACGAUUUACUGUGGUAAGUGACCCUCCAGAAGAUGAGCAGGAUCUCGAGUGUGAAGAUAUUGGCUUGGCGUAUAUCAGUCUAAGCGAGAUGUUUCGGAAAGGAAAGGACAUCAUUGAACAAAACAUUGAUGUUUUUGAUUCUCAAGGUGACGGGACAGUAAUCGGAAAGCUCAAGAUGACGGUGGAAGCCCUCCAUGCACUGCGCUCGAUCUAUGAGGAACUCUGA